AUAUAAAAUCCAAUUCAAUUUUUUUAAAAAUAUUCGAUGUGAUUCAAAAUCUGAUUUUAAAACAAAAUAAAUUUUAUAAAAUUGGAUCGAAACUUUGAUGGAUACGAGUUGGAAGGAGAAUCUUAAUAUGCACCGGCCCAUGAUCUUCUGGAACCGACCCUAGCAACCGUUUUAUAAAACUGGAACUUUACCAUUUAAAAAAUCAAUCAGAAAUUAAAAAAUAGAAAAAAAAAAUGAGUCGGAAGAAGUACGAACUACCAGACGAGCUAUGGAGAAACAUACUAGAAAUCGGAAUCAAAGUAUCAAAUUUUACCUACAAGGAUCUUUGUUGCGUUUCAAUCAGCUGCAGACGCCUCCACCGUUUAUCCAAUGAGGCCCCACUCUGGUCCCACUUGCUCUCCGUUGAUUUCGCCAAUCAAAUCUCAUCACUUCCAUCAUCUUCCUCCCCAAAAUCCUUUUACAAGAUCAGGUUUGAGAGGGAAAGAGAGCGGAAGUUAUUGGCUCAUAAAAGGACGGUGUUGAGGAAAGAGAGUCAAGUUUCGGAACAUGUAAGGAAACUUCGAGAAUUUGAGGUUCGAUUACAUGAAGAAACACAGAAAUUGAAGUCCGCUGUUUCGGAAUUGUCUAAUUUACAUAAGGUCAGCUGUUUCAGUCAAGCGGUGGUGGCUUUGAAUGUAUGGCAGCCCGAGGUUGUGCGGGGUAGGCAAAAACAAAUGGUUGAGCAAUGUGUUGUUCCAGUUGAAUCUAGAGUCCGUGCUCUAGAGAUGGAAGUUAAGCUUUGCAACCAACAACUAAAAGUGUUUGAUAAGGCCUAUAGAGACGAGAAGCGAAGGCUUGAUACAGCUAAGGAAGAGUUGCUAUCCUUGAAGUAUCACCCUUUACGAGAUUAUAAGCUGACAAGCAAUGAAGGCAGUGAGAAUAAGAAAAAGAGGAAGAAGUUGAAAACAUGCAUGGACUCUCCUGAUAAACAAGGUAAAACAACAUAGACACAAACAUGCUUGGCGGAUUGACUUGCUGCUCAUACCAGCAUAUGUAUCGUUUUGGUAAGUUCCAUUGUGGCUUUUAUUUGUUUGUGGUGCUGAGAAUGUGCAGAAACGGGGCAUUUACAGGCCUUGAACGGCAGAAUGUUCAUCAAUUGUUAGAAAAAUCUUCAUUUAGAAGACCUUGUUAUGGAAGCCAAUCUGGUUUUCUGAUGUCAAGUCCUUGUAUCGAACUGUGUUGUAUUUAUCAAAGCUUGUAAUGAGAAUUAGUGCAGUCAAGACUUAAGAUCGUAAUAAAUUAGAAA
Durio zibethinus is the source of this 1285-nucleotide messenger RNA. Its product is annotated as F-box family protein. The record is from RefSeq and is a predicted model, not a curated record. Lineage: Eukaryota; Viridiplantae; Streptophyta; Magnoliopsida; Malvales; Malvaceae. Gene Ontology annotation, molecular function: protein binding.